Musa acuminata subsp. malaccensis (wild Malaysian banana) is the source of this 785-nucleotide messenger RNA. Its product is annotated as bifunctional adenosine 5'-phosphosulfate phosphorylase/adenylylsulfatase HINT4. The record is from RefSeq and is a predicted model, not a curated record. Gene Ontology annotation, molecular function: catalytic activity. Lineage: Eukaryota; Viridiplantae; Streptophyta; Magnoliopsida; Zingiberales; Musaceae.
ACUCGUGGCCUCUUUUUGCCUGAUGGUCGUCACAAGAACACCACGGGAGACUCGACAAAGGGGGCAGCAGCCUCACGAGAGGGCGCUCCAGAGUUGUGGAGAAGGCAUCGACGGUGCGGUCGUCGAGGGAGCGAGAUGGCCGCGGCUGCAGGGCGGCCGCCGUGCUUAUUCUGUCAGAUUGCACGGGGCUCCACCUCCACCGAUCUCCACUACGCCGAUGAGAUGGUUGUCGCGUUCCGUGACAUCAAUCCGUCCGCCGUCAGGCAUUAUCUGGUUAUACCUGUUGAGCACAUACCUACCGUCAAGCAUCUCCAGAGAAAAACAGAAGAUUAUCAUUUAGUUAAUCACAUGUUGAACGUGGGGAAAACCCUUUUGGCCAGAGAUGCACCUGAAUCAAUGUGUUCUAGAUUUGGUUUCCAUCAGCCCCCAUUUAAUAGUAUUGAUCAUCUCCAUCUUCACUGUCUGGCAUUACCAUUCACACCAAGGUGGAGACAAGUGAAAUAUACAACUCUGGGUCCUUUCUGGGGGUUCAUAGAGGCUGAGAAAUUAUUGGACAAGAUAAGGCCAUUCUCGAAAGUGACCUCAUAGUUGUGACAUCAAAUCAUGUUAAAGGAGACUGUUUUGCUCACUUAUUUAUCUUUUAUUUUUUUUGGCAUUGAAUUCCUCUGCAAUAUGCAAUUGAUUUUAUCUGGUUAACUGUGCUGUCAAUUAUGAGCACUACACAAAUAAAAGAAUCAUGUUAAAUUUGUUAUCUUAUUGGCAUUUCACUGUCAGUAUGCAAUCAA